UGUGGGGUUUUUUUUCCCUUUCAAAUACACAAACUCAGGCUUUUAUUUUGCAAUAAAAGUAUCUGGAAAAAAAAACCAAAAACAACCACCACCAAAAAUCAAAACACCCGCCAGGGUUUCUGUGCGCUCAAGCAACACUGCCCAGCCAGUAAUUUUAUUUACUUCGAAGCUUUCAUUUUUGCGAUCGUACAGUCCCCGGGUGAACUUUGGUUUUAAGCCGUCCCCAAAAUGCGCGAUCCCCGCUCGAAGACCGGUAUAUUUUUUUAGCAGCUCGUUGUUAAGUCGCACUUAGAUUAAUUUUGGACGCGGCUGAAGUUUGUCCAACAUCCUCGCCCCUCCUCGGGUCCUUCAUGCCUAAAAGAUUGUCGCCCUUGCCCCCGGCUGCUUCCAGUGUUCGAAGGGUGACAAUGCUCCAGUAGUUUUCCCCGCUCCGUUCCCAGGCAUCGCUUUGCUUUCCUUCGGGGGAAGAUCGUUCUGCUCGUGAUCCUGCUGAGGAAAGAGACUCCGAUGGACUUACACCGGGCAGCGUUCAAGAUGGAGAACUCACCCUAUCUCCCCAACCCGCUGGCCUCCCCAGCACUGAUGGUUCUCGCCUCCACCGCUGAAGCCAGCCGCGACGCUUCCAUCCCCUGCCAGCAGCCGAGGCCUUUUGGAGUCCCCGUGUCAGCAGAUAAGGACGUGCAUAUUCCCUUUACCAAUGGCUCAUAUACUUUUGCCUCCAUGUACCACCGUCAAGGCGGGGUGCCGGGAGCGUUUGCGAACCGUGACUUUCCUCCGUCCUUGCUUCACCUCCACCCCCAGUUUGCACCCCCCAACCUGGACUGCACCCCGAUCAGUAUGUUGAACCACAGCGGCGUCGGGGCUUUCCGCCCCUUUGCAUCCACUGAAGACCGGGAGAGCUACCAGUCAGCCUUUACGCCAGCCAAGCGCCUCAAGAACUGCCACGACACUGACUCACCCCAUCUGCGCUUCUCGGACACUGAUGGGAAGGAGUACGAGUUUGGCACACAGCUCCCUUCCAGCUCCCCCGGCUCCCUCAAAGUUGAUGAUACGGGGAAGAAGAUCUUUGCAGUUUCUGGCCUCAUUUCUGACCGUGAGACUUCAUCCAGUCCCGAAGACCGAAGUGACAGAUAUAGAAGCGACAACCAAAGAGGGCCCCAGGCGUCUGCAACUGCCACUCAUCGUAUGAUUUUAACUCUCCCCCUCUGCAAAAAGAAAGCAACUUUGUUUGACAGCCAGGCUCCAAUCUGCCCCAUCUGCCAGGUCCUCCUUCGCCCUGGGGAGCUGCAGGAGCACAUGGAACAGGAGCUGGAGAAGCUCACCCAGCUGAACAUCAGCAAGAGCUCCAUCCUGAAGGAUGCCAUGGCAGCGGGCACUCCCAAGUCAAUUUUGUUGUCGGCCUCAAUCAAGCGGGAAGGAGAUUCUCCGACAGCGUCACCCCACUCCUCAGAUGACAUCCAUCACUCGGACAGAUACCAGACCUUCCUGCGGGUGCGAGCGAACCGGCAGACCCGGCUGAACGCUCGGAUUGGAAAAAUGAAACGGAGGAAGCAAGACGAAGGGCAGGUAUGUCCCCUCUGCAGCCGACCUCUGUCAGGAUCCGAGGAGGAGAUGAGUAGGCAUGUGGAACAAUGCCUUGCAAAGAGAGAAGGUUCAUGCAUGACUGAGGAUGACUCUGUGGACAUCGAGAACGAGAACGGGAACCGCUUUGAAGAGUACGAGUGGUGCGGGCAGAAGAGGAUACGGGCCACUACCCUCCUGGAGGGAGGAUUCCGAGGUUCUGGGUUUAUCAUGUGCAGUGGGAAGGAGAAUCCAGACAGUGACGCUGACCUGGAUGUGGAUGGAGACGACACACUUGAAUACGGGAAACCACAGUACACAGAGGCAGACGUUAUCCCUUGCACUGGAGAAGAGCCAGGUGAAGCCAAAGAAAGGGAGGCGCUCCGAGGUGCUGUUUUAAAUGGUGGCACACCCAGUACUCGAAUAACACCGGAGUUUUCUAAAUGGGCCAGCGACGCAGAAAUGCCCUCAACGAGUAAUGGUGAAAGCAGUAAACAGGAGACCAUGCAGAAGACCUGUAAGAACAGUGACAUUGAAAACCGUGCUGCCUGCAUAAUAGCAAACCUGGACACAAGGCUGUUUAAAAUUACAGAAGACUCUGCAGUGACAACAUUUGAAGCGUUAAAGGCUCGUGUCCGUGAGUUAGAAAGGCAGCUUUCCCGUGGGGACCGCUAUAAAUGUCUCAUUUGCAUGGACUCCUACACAAUGCCCCUGACUUCCAUUCAGUGCUGGCAUGUGCACUGUGAAGAAUGCUGGCUGCGGACUCUGGGUGCCAAGAAGCUCUGUCCCCAGUGCAACACCAUCACGUCUCCCGGAGACCUUCGGCGCAUCUACUUAUGAAGGACCCGGCGGUGGGGCGGGACCCAGCGACCGGCUCAGCUCAUCACACCCAGGGGGAGAAGAACGACCGCAACAAAAAAAAAAAAGACGUUUUAAAAUUUAAAGAGGAAAAAAAAAAAACAAACCAGAGACUCCAGACAUGGACUCGAGGAUACAGGAGCAGUGGGGAGCCUCGGCUGCCAGGUCCCGCAAGUUGAGACCUCCUUCAGCAUCUGCAGCGGGCAAAACCAAACCCUUUGUUGUGAAGCCCCCUUUUUUAAAACCAGUGUUCCCCAUCACCCGUUCCCUGGAGCUGGCUUUGCAUUGUGGAUGGCUCGUGAGCCGUCCUUUGGACUGUGUUGUUGACCACUCUGCCCCCAGGAGACUGGGGAAGGGACCCUUGACAGAAAGAUGUUAAAUAACCUGUAACUUGUGUUCUUUGUUCAGUUUUGUUUUUGUUUUGUUUUUAUUUGUUUUGGUUUGGUUUUUGGUUUGGUUCUGUUUUGGUUUUUUGUGGUGUUCUAGUGAUAACAAAAAGGUUUAAAGAAAAAAAAAAACACACCCAGACAGAAAUGAAGCACAUGUAAUAUAGAUUAUAUAUGUUUACAAUGUUGUGUAUAAAUGGGAUAGACUCAAACAUUACAUACUAAUAAGUUUCCCUUUCUUUUCUUUGGGUUGUAUUUUUUUUAAAGAAGAAAAAAAAAAUGAGCAGAGAACAUUAAACCCAUAUUUUUCUUGGUUCAGCAAAGUUUUGGCAUUAAAGUCAUUAGUUUAAAAAAAGUAUAUAUAUACAUAUAUAUAAUAUAAAUGGUUUAAUGUUCUGUGGUGUAUAUUUCCUCAUUCAGAUAUGAAGUUAACAGCUUUUAGUAAUGGCUGUAGCAUUGCCCAUAACUUACAGAACUUAUGGGGAGUAGAGGAGGUGGAUUUUUGUCAUUAGUUGUAGCUAAUGGGGCUAUUUAUAAUAGAAUCGUUAUCCCCGGAAAGACACAGCUUUUAACUCCUCACCGGGGGGCCAGGCAGGAUGGAGGAAUCUGGCUCAGCCCCUUUGCCUUUUCCAGCUGGGGAAGGGGCAAACGGUGUGGAGCUGGAAGGAGGGAGUCAGCUGGAGCCCUGCCUUCUCCUCGGGCUGGGAGUGCCGGCUCGAGGGGUCCGGCUGAUCCCCUCUGCCUCCUCCAAGGCUGUGGCACCUUCCCCUCCCCUGCCCGGCUUUGCUUUCCUCUCCUCUAGGCAGCAUUUGCUGGCUGAGGAUGCCUGGGCUGCUGAGGACGGUGGGGAGGUGGGGAUGGCAGGGGACAGGGUGGUCGUGCUGGUGGCUUUGCCCAGAGAGCUGGGCCAGUUCCCUCACGGGUGUGGCUGCAGCGGGCCCGGUGCUGCCCAGCAGAGCUGUGCAAACCCUGCAGAGCCAGCCCUGCCCUGCACCCACAUCCCGCAGCUCCCACCCUCCUACAGCCUGCAUUUUGCCCAAGAGGUUUUGGCACUAGGGCAGAGAGCUAAGCCAGCCCUGUCUCAUCCACACCACCACCCCCAGAGUGUCCAGCAGAGACAUUUCCAGCUGAAUCCAGAGGUCCCCCACAGCCCCAGCUUCUUCCACGCAGUCUCUCAUGCUUGUCCCUGUCUCCCAUAUCCUCAGCCUUAACCAAAGCUGCCAUCUGGCCUUUUUUUUUGUUUUUGUUUCUUUUAUUGUCAGGACCCAAGAAAGAGAGAACGAUCCAUUUCCCAAGACCUCGUGUGCUGAAUUCUCCCAGCUCCACACUGUGCAUCCCUGCCCUAGCUCCCCACAGCCAGAAGACAGGGAGAUGGGGAAGCUCAUCUCCCCUGCUCCUGCAGGGUCUUUCCAAGCAGAUCCCACCUGGCAGCAAAACAGUGGCUGGGGCAUUUUAAGACAGUCUGGGAACAACGAUGGAUGAGGGGUUUGGAACUGGGCCGCUGGGGUAUUUCCAGAGAGGGAAAGGCUGGGGGGGCAGGAUGUGUUCCCUGCCCUGAGCUUGGUGCUGUUUUGCAGAGAACAGCUGCUGGCCUUGGCAUCUCCUGAGUGUUUUCAGAAGGAUCCCACUGCAUCCAAAAAAAAAACCCCAAACCAAAUUGAAGGAGCUGUUAUUUGAUAAGCAUCUCAUCAAAAGGUGACAGUUCCUAAUUGGGAUUUUCCCGGGUCUCCAAGCUCAUAGCAGUGUGUGGCCUCUGAGACCAGAGAGCUGCAGGGACAUGUGCCUGCAGAGCUCCCAGGGACCAGAGGAAGCCGAGGGACCCUGGAGGGUCCUGACCCCAUGAGGAGACUGCAGGCAGGGCCUGCCCAGGGGGCUGUCACUGCUGGGUGACCCUGCACCCAGCAGCACUCGGGCAGGGGAAGGACAGGCACACACAGCUGGGGCUGGGUUUGUGAAGGGAGAAAAACCUGGGGGGGACAAUGGCUGAGCUGGGAGUGUGCUGGUGCCGACGUCUCAGAUUUGGACAGGGUGCAGCAGGUGGGUUUGAGAGACAGACAGGAAGGCAGGACAGGGCAGGACACCCCAAACCAGCCCUUCCUUGGAAACAGGCCCUGGGAGGGAGCCAGGAUUUCUGGCAGGUGUUGUGGACCAGCCGUGUGCUCUAUGUACGUAUGUGUAAAACCAUAUGGAACUAGUCAUUGUUUUUUGUUUUGGGGGUUAUUUUUUGUUUAUUUUUUUUUUUGUUUAAAUUGUAAAGCCAUCCCCUGUUUUCAAGGGGGGGAGCUGCUGGGGGAAGGCUGGGGAGAGUGGCACCCCGGUUUGUAACAGGCAUCCGCCACUUCCCCUCUUCUGUAAUGAGUUUAAAUGAUUUAAAAAAAAAAAAAAAAAAAAAAACAACUGAAAUAUCAGAGUUACCUAUCUUUGCCCAAAGAAUCCCAGUUGCACAAAGCGAUAUUCUGGUGUGUCGAUGAUUGUGUGUCAGUGUAUAUUAUACAAAGAGGUACUUGUCACUCCCGUUUGUAAACUACAUUUGACAUUAAUUAAACAAGUAUAAAUCUUC
This is a messenger RNA of Pseudopipra pipra, 5364 nucleotides long. It is a transcript of the gene RNF220, whose product is annotated as ring finger protein 220. Lineage: Eukaryota; Metazoa; Chordata; Aves; Passeriformes; Pipridae. The record is from RefSeq and is a predicted model, not a curated record. Bases 508 to 2400 code for a protein of 630 amino acids. Gene Ontology annotation, biological process: protein ubiquitination. Gene Ontology annotation, molecular function: ubiquitin protein ligase activity; metal ion binding. The transcript has 17 exons.